UUCGUAACGGAUAUUACAGCUAGACGUAUAUGUGUAGAGCUCGCGGUGCGCGGACGGGCCUCAUGACGGAUAAUGCCAAUUCGGAUCGCGGUAUUGCGGCUGGCAUGUCGAUAUAAACGCGUCAUAUUCAGAAUGCGGUGGUCCGUAUACGCGGUGAACGCGAUAGUACGAGAUUCUGUAUGCGAUUACAAGAUUUCUUCUGAAGAUAAUGAAGAUGGCGACUACCGAAAACGCUCGAUAGAGGCAAAAAACUCUUCUACUCCUGCGUUUUAUUCUGAUGUACAGAGAUUUGACUGACUCGCCGACUGCUGAGAAUACUCAAUGGAAGCAAAAUACGCUCUAUCCUCUUUUCUCGCUAGGAUCGCAAUGGAUGGGAGAGAGAACACAAAUAAAAUGCUCACAGUAAUGCAGUUCAGACAGCCGGCGGUUUGGCUAUUUAAACUCUUGUCAAUUGGUUUUGCAUAUACCGGUAUUAGCGAUUGGGAUGCGUGCAGUGGACGAUUAGAACGCGCCUUGGACGCACUACAUAGGGAUUCCAUUAGAAGAAACAAUUUGGAUGAAGAAGAGAUUGGAACAUUGUAUCAACGCGAACUACAUUCCGUUCCCCUGGAAAUGUCUGUCUCCCGUAUGGCCGUAAAGCUUUCAGAAAAUACGAAGGAGACCAGAGGUUACUGGGCACGAGUGGAACAAUGCGUGUACGAUCCAGAUCACAAUUUUCUGAGGACGCGCAUUGUAUUCAACGAUCUGUCAGUGUCAGGAAUAGUGUCCCUAAUACCGCGAAAUCAUCAUGCCCUAAUUUCCGCUGAAUCCUGCAAAAUGACACUGCGACUGAGGCGCGCGGGAAUAGACUUUCUCACCAAUCCGAUCACCCGGGGACGCGGUCAGAUGCGUAUACGUACAGAAUCCAGUUUUCUAGAACCCAGAUUUGCAUCGAUCUAUGCUUAUGACUGCCGUACUACACGCAUCGAUAAGCAAAUCAAACGGCAGGAUAAAUGGCCACCGUAUCACUUAAUUAAUAAGGUAACACCAACAUUGUCGUUAUCUCUGAAUGAUAAGUAUGAUGCGGCGGAACCGAGGCAAUUAGCGGGCAACGCCGAAGAAAUAGAUAUUGUCAUACCGAACGAAAGUCAACGUUUGCGUUACUCGCACGUCCCUGAGAUGAAUUUCGGUGUAUGGAAGAAGAAUUCUUGGAUCACCAAAUUAUCAUCACGUCAGAAACGUUCAAUGGCACGGUACGCGCGUGCUACGUUUGUAUUUACACCGUGGAACUUCACGGACACUCUGAUAAAUAAACGUAAAUCAACAGAGAAACCUGUAAAUUUUACUAAAAUUAAUUUAACCGAUGAUUUCCGGAAUAAGGAUCCAUCACAACAUGUAUUGCGAGAUCUCGUAGUAAACGACAAUUUUGACAAUCUGUUCUCUUUAGACUUGAAAGAUCCAAACAGAAUGAAUUGGCAAUCUAAGGAGUAUAUCACAAAAGAAAUGGAAGAAAUAUUUUUGCAGGGUGCUAGUCAAGCAUUGACCAGAUACAUCGAACGUCAAUUGCAUCCGGCAAUCAAAGAAACACUAAUGUUGUCCAUGGGUUAUACCAUCAGUUAUGGAUAA
Molecule: messenger RNA, 1605 nt
Organism: Atta colombica
Lineage: Eukaryota; Metazoa; Arthropoda; Insecta; Hymenoptera; Formicidae
Exons: 4
Coding region: 322-1605 (427 amino acids)
Source: RefSeq, a predicted model, not a curated record